Osmerus eperlanus (European smelt) is the source of this 4117-nucleotide messenger RNA. RefSeq names its product NUMB like endocytic adaptor protein (gene numbl). Gene Ontology annotation, biological process: positive regulation of neurogenesis. Gene Ontology annotation, cellular component: cytoplasm. NCBI's taxonomy places the organism in Eukaryota, Metazoa, Chordata, Actinopteri, Osmeriformes, Osmeridae. The record is from RefSeq and is a predicted model, not a curated record.
UAACAGGGAGCCACAGACCCCGGAGAUGAACAAGCUACGCCAGAGCCUGCGGAGGAAGAAGCCCAGCUAUGUCCCGGGCAGCAGGCCGCACCAGUGGCAGGCUGACGAGGAGGCCGUCCAGGGCAAGUGCAACUUCCCUGUCAGGUACCUGGGCCUGGUGGAAGUGGAGGAAUCCAGAGUGCAUGUCUGUGAGGAGGCCGUCAAAAAGCUCAAAAAAGAGGGGAGGAAGGAAGUCCGUGUGUCUCUCUCCAUCUCUCUCUCUAUCUGUAUCUCUUUGUCUAUCUCCCUCUCUCUCUCUUCCACCACCCCCUCCCCCCAGGAUCUCAUUGUGGACCAGACCAUAGAGAAGGUGUCGUUCUGUGCUCCAGAUCGUAACUAUGACAAGGCCUUCUCCUACAUCUGCCGUGAUGGCACCACCCGACGGUGGAUCUGUCACUGCUUCAUGGCGCUCAAGGACUCGGGGGAGAGACUGAGCCAUGCUGUGGGUUGUGCAUUUGCGGCCUGCCUGGAGAGGAAGCAGCGAAGGGAGAAGGAGUGUGGCGUCACAGCCUCCUUCGACGCCAGCCGCACCUCCUUCGUACGCGAGGGCUCCUUCCGCGUCAACUCUUCCUGCAGCCAGCAGGGCAGCGACCGAGAUGACAUCAUGAAACAGCUGCAGGAGAAAAAGAAAGACACCCCCUGUGCCAUCCCCGCCCUCCCUCCUGGCUCCGCCUCCCCCCCAGAGAGUGAGGCCUCCCCCGUGGAGCGGGCGGAGCCUGGCGGCCCUCACGCCAUCCCUCGCCGCCACGCCCCCAUCGAGCAGCUGGUCCGCCAGGGCUCAUUCCGGGGCUUCCCCGCCCUCAGCGGGAAGAACUCGCCGUUUAAACGCCAGCUGUCGCUUCGCCUCAACGACCUGCCCUCCACCCUGCAGCGCAAGACUGACUUCCAGACAAAGAAUCCUGUCCCAGAGCUGGAGCUGUCUCUGCCGGGGGAGGCCGAUGGCAUCAACGCUCUCUGUAGCCAGAUCAACACGUCCUUCACCAAGCCCUCCCAGGAGCUGUUCUCCAACCCACACUCCUCGGCCAACGGUGUGCCAGCCUGCAGCGUGCCCCCCGCCCUGCCCCCCCCGCCCGCUCCCCUGCAAGCUACUUCUUCCUGGGUGCAGGCGGAGCCUCCGAUCCAGUCCCCGCCCCCCAUGACCGUCCACGGGGGCGGGCACAGGAGGACGCCGUCCGAGGCCGAGCGCUGGCUGGAGGAGGUCGCAAAGGCUGUCAGGGCCCAGCAGCCAACCCCGCCCCCAACCCUGGCCCCCUCCCAGCCUGCCCCGCCCAUUCCCAUCGUUCCUGGCCCUCCAGGAUCGGCUAUGUUAGCUCCUCCUAUCUCACUUCCUCCUAUAUCACUUACCUCCAUGUCAGCAGCUCCAAUGUCACUUCCUCCCAUGUCACUUUCUUCUAUGUCCGGCGCUCCUAUGUCAGGUGCCCCUAUGUCUGUGUCCCUUAUAUCUGGUGCCAGCAUGUCUAAUCCACCGAUGCCAGUCCCCAUGUCCCUGCCUUCCAUGCCAGGGGCACCGAUGUCUGGCCCUCCCAUGUCUCUGCCCUCCAUGACAGUCCCCUCCAUGUCUGGGCCCACAAUGACCGGUGUGCCCCUCCUCGGUGCCCCCCUGCCAAGCUCCAUGCCUCUCUUCCCCCUGGCGUUCGAUGCCACCCCCGCUCCAGGGAGUCUCUACGGUCAGCCGCCGCUCCAGCCUGCGUUCGUGCAAAGCUACAUCCCCGGGCUGGCCAGCAGCAUGACCUACCCCAACACCAGUGUGCCCGUGGUGGGCAUCACACCCUCCCAGAUGGUCGCCAACGUCUUCUCGGUGGGUGGGGCCUCCAUGUGCGUGACCGGAGGCAAAACGGGCGUACUCGGCAGUGUCGGGCAUCACCAUGGGUACCCUAGCUCCGCCCCUCAUACGAGCGGGUUCCCCACACCGCCUUUCGGAGCCCCGCCCACCAUGAACGGGCUGGCACCCAGCCUCCCCGUGUCCUCCGCAUCCAGCGGCGUUAUGGUCACGCAUAACGGCAGCGUUUCAAGCAACGGCGGCUGCAGUACUAGUGGUUGGCCACAGGAGGCGCUGCAGCCCACCCCGGCUACAGGGGAAGCAGACCGGUUUGAGGCUAAGUGGGCCGCCCUGGAGACCAAGACGCCACCACCGUCACAGCAGCCAAAGGCGGCACCCAACCCGUUCUCGAACGACCUGCAGAAGACCUUUGAGAUUGAGCUUUAACCAGGCGAGCCGAAGCCUUGGCCUGGUGAUUACUGCUGACAGACUCUCCUCAGGCCAGACCUGACUGGACCUCCUCUCCCCUUUUUUCUCUCCUCCCUCCCUUCGCCUCAUCCUUCCAACUAUCGCUGGACUCUUCUCUUCUUCCUCAAUUCUCCUUUCUUGUCAUCCCCCUCUCAAUCCAUUCCCCUGACCCCGUGCUUUGCUUCAGAUAGCUUCUCGUGUUUGGCUGUCAUCAGGGUUAGGUCUAAAGAGGAGGAGGAAGGGGAGCCGGAGAACACGAAAACAUCACAGUGAGAAUAAGCCAAUAAACAGAGAGAGACCUGACUAACUGGCCAAUGACAGGGCUCGAAGUAAAGACCUCUCACCCAAAAGGAUGAUGACCAAUAAGAAGAUUUAUUUGACUGACGGACAAAAUAGUUUAUUUAUUUGUUUCUAAUAUUUGAUUUUAACAAGUUUAAAUUAUAUUUUGAGAGAGGUUAUUUUAAAACAGUGUUUGUUUUCCCUGUAUUUAUUUUUGCUGAACUGGAUCAAGGAAGGGAAACGAAUGCUGUGAUUCGACAAUGAGGUGAAGUGGAGAGGGGGGCAUUGUGGGAAUAUGAGUCACUAAAUGAAUGACUGUCUAAUUGCAGCCAUAUUGUCCUGACCGCUAAUUCAAUCCAGAGCAGUGUAUGAUGUGUGUGGGAGAGAGUGUAAAUAGCAUGCCUUUUUCACCCUCAAUGUAGUACCCCUCAUGUCAAUCUGCCCCUGGAAGUAUUUGUCCCCAGGCUACAGAAGACCCUGCUCUGGGACAUUGCAGGGCUGAAACUGGGUGGCUCUAUCAGGGGUGUGCUCUCUGGAAAUAUGUAUCUCAAGACUUCCGUAACACUGCAAAACUCUGUAAAUCUCUGGAACCGACUGAAACACUCUGGAACUCUACGGAACACUCCAGAACACUUGUUACCACAGGGAUCACUCCAGAACACUGUGUAACUGGUCCUUAUGGUGCACUACAUUCCAGCAUUGAUAAAUCAAUAUAACUGGAGUCAGAUACAGGGUCGUCACCUGGCCAUGGGUGGUCAGCAGGACUGGGGGUUGAGCCACGCUCUAGCAGACUGAGGAUGGGUGGGGUAUGCUUUCAUGGAGCAGAUAAGGGACAAAGCACAGACCUAGAAAGAGAGUGAAUGCAUGAAAUAUGGGAGAAAAAGAAAACAGAAUGUGAGAAAGGUAUGCGAAGAUGACAUACUUUUAAUGAAUUGAGUUUGUGGACGUUAGAAUCAUGGAGAAUCAUGGGAUUGGAAUGAGAGAGAGGAGGAGUGAGUUUUAGGUCCAGGUGAGAACAGGGUUGACUCACAUCAACAACAGAAUGAACAGAAUGAAGGGAGGAUGAGUAGAGGGAAGAAAGACUUUAAAAUUCAUAAUCUUCCUGGUUCUCUUGUAAUUAACUUGUCAUGACCUAAUCAACCAAUCAGAUCUCUUCCUGUGACACAAUAUUUAUUUUUGAUUGGCCCAAAGAAAGCCCCACUCUGUGGGGCCCAUGUAUUUGUUUUGGACCAAUCAGUUGUCCUCUUAAAGAGAAAUCCCUCCCUCUCCCUUCUCUCUAUAGGAGGAAGAUGUUGUCACUCAAGAAAUUGAUGUUUUUAUUUCUCUAAUCCCACAAAGGAUCCCACUUUUGCACGCUCCUCAGAAUUAAAACAUGUAGAUUGAUUAUGUUGAAAAUAAGCAAACUAAGGUACCUCAUAAACGUUGAUUGUAAACCAUAGCUUAGUCGUUAAUGAACCAGUGGAGUUUAUUUUUAAUCUUUAUUUACAGAAUUUUGUAUUUAAACCUACAUAUUUGUAUUGUAAUUACAUUGUACAAAGAUAAAUAAAUACAGUAAUAUAAUAUUAAAACUCU